Nematostella vectensis (starlet sea anemone) is the source of this 1129-nucleotide messenger RNA. RefSeq names its product N-alpha-acetyltransferase 20. The record is from RefSeq and is a predicted model, not a curated record. The transcript has 8 exons. Bases 223 to 723 code for a protein of 166 amino acids. NCBI's taxonomy places the organism in Eukaryota, Metazoa, Cnidaria, Anthozoa, Actiniaria, Edwardsiidae. Gene Ontology annotation, molecular function: protein-N-terminal amino-acid acetyltransferase activity. Gene Ontology annotation, cellular component: NatB complex. Gene Ontology annotation, biological process: N-terminal peptidyl-methionine acetylation.
UUGCUCUCAAUUCCUUUGUUACUCUUUCUUUUUUUGUUACCGGUUAAUUUCUGUUUAACUUUACGAUCUGACCACCAGAUAAUUCCACAUUCCUUCCCCCUGCAUCUUCAUGUCAUAUCGUAGUAUGCGUGUAUCCCAAAAGCGGACCAGAGCAUUGAAAACACAGGAAGACCAACAGUAUCAAAAGCACGAAUAGAAACGAGGCCAAGCAGAAACCUGGAAAUGAGAAUAUGUCGGAUGACGAAGAGCAAUUUGGAUCCCUUGACAGAAACUUAUGGAUUAUCAUUCUACCUCCAGUACUUGGCACGCUGGCCUGAGUACUUUCAAGUGUUGGAGUCUCCAACAGGCCAGAUUAUGGGUUAUAUCAUGGGUAAAGCUGAAGGCAGCGAGGCUCAAGAGCAGUGGCAUGGACAUGUUACAGCCGUCAGUGUUGCUCCAGAAUUCAGACGACUUGGCCUGGCUGCAAAGCUCAUGUCCAGCUUGGAGAAUAUAUCAGAAAUAAAGGAAGGCUUCUUUGUGGAUUUGUUUGUGCGAGUUUCCAAUAAAGUAGCGGUGGCCAUGUAUAAGCAGCUUGGUUAUGUAGUCUACAGGACGGUGCUUGAAUACUACUCUGGAGAUCCUGACGAAGAUGCCUAUGAUAUGCGAAAGGCACUUUCAAGAGACAAGGAUAAGAAAUCAGUAAUUCCACUUAAGGAGCCUGUGAGACCUGAAGACAUAGAAUAAGAUUAAGGACCGACUGCUGUAACUGUUAAUGUUGUCAUAUCAAUUGUGCACAAGAGCAGGGUUAUUACAUAGCUAUGUUCUGUAUAGUCUCCUGUGCAACCAUUUUUUAUGUUGGUCAUGCCAGGCCCUUUUUCUUUUGUACUACUUUUUUUUAUAAGGGGGCAUUAGUAAUUGUUUGAACAAUUAGAAAAAACACAUAGGAAAAUGGUAAACCUUAGAAACUAAGAAAAGCUACAACAGGCAAUUUCUAAGCAGUCGGUCCAUGAACAUGUUGUACAUUAUACAUAAUAUUGCAUGAGAAAGUUUAUGGUAUCUAACAAAGCAAACAAAAAAUUGUGAAUAGGGGAAAUAUGUCAUGAAUGUUAACUAUGCCAUUAUUGACAAGAAACAGACAUACAUUAACUGA